UUUAUUUUUUAGACUUCAGACUAUUUAUAUGAUAAUUUUGAAGUAGUAAUUGAAAAUGUUAUGAAAUAACAAACUAGUACACAGUAAUUCUCCCCAUGACUGUUUAUUAGUGUGGAAUAGUUUGAUAAAAUACAAAAGAGGACUUUUAAGAACAGCGGACUGAACAAACAAAGAUAAAAAUGAAUCCAAAUCGUAAUCCUAUGUAUGGAAACAGAUAUGAUCUACCAUUUAAUCCAGCAAAUAGAUAUGAUUAUAGUAUGAGUGGUCCUCCACUUACAGCCGAUAUUGUUACUAAUCAUCAAAUCUACAAUGAUAAUAUUUAUCCUGAUGAUUAUAAUAACAGUUACAAUAAUAAACCAGAUGACUACCAAUAUAAUUCUCCAAAUGGCGGUUCUCAGUCUUAUUCAAGAUCCGCUCCAUCAUAUGUAAACACAGAACAGAAAUAUAACAAUGAUCGAUAUGUAAACACAGAACCGAAAUAUAACAACGAUCGAUAUGAAAAUGCACCCAGGAAUCGUUCCAAUGAUCCAUCAUACGCAGACUCCAAUUUUCAAGACUCGAAAAGCUACAGUAACUCAGGUGAUACAGAUUACCGAGAUAGAGAGCGAGAAAUAGAUCGAGAGAGGGAAAGAGAUAGAGAUAGAUCAAAUAGAAGAAAUCGUGAUGACAAACGAAGAAGUGACCGCUCUGAUAGAAGUAGAGACCGAGACAGAGAUCGGGAUCGCAGUCGAGAGAGAGAUAGAAAUCGUGAUAGAGAUAGAUAUGACCGGGAUCGAAGAAGCCAAUCACCAUCAUAUGAUGUGGACAGUGACAGAUACGGCCGUGAUGAGAGAUCAACUGAUAAAUGGAUGGUAGAAAAACCAACAAAUACUAUUUUGUUGAGAGGACUUCCAUCAAAUAUCGAGGAGUCCUAUAUAACUAAAAAGGUUAUGGCUAGCGGUAUUCCUCCCAGAGAAGUUCGCUUAAUGCGAAGAAAUGCUGGUGCAUCCCGGGGCUUUGCUUUCGUGGAGUUUACGAACGUUGAGGACGCUCAGCAGUGGAUGGAGAUCAAUCAGGGUCAGAUUACAUUAAUGGACAUCCUGGUUACGUUGCACUACAGUACACCCAGAAAUGCAUCACCUGUCAGUUUUCCACCCACUCGCUGUGAUUGGAUUUGUAAAAAGUGUGGUGUACAUAAUUUCCGUAGAAGAGAUGUUUGUUUUAAAUGUGGUCUUUCAAGAGAAGAUUCUGAUAGAGUCAAAACAGGUGAAGGUUUUGAUGAAGUUGGGUUAAAUCCUUGCAAUACAUUGGUAUUUAGAGGUUUAGAUGCUCUAACAACUGAAGAAACUUUACUACAGACAAUCAGUAAACAUACUUUACUACCAAUAAAAAAUGUAUGUAUCAUGAGAGAUAAAGCUACCAGUACAUCUCGAGGGUAUGGCUUUGCUGAGAUGAACUCUGUCAGUGAUUCAUCGGCAUUAUUGGAAGUUUUAACGGCUCCGACUAAACCACCAUUCGAAGUAGAUGGCAAACAAAUUCUUGUUGCCUUUGCUAAGAAUACAUUUACCACUGUCAUGGCAACACAGAACCAGUACUCUGCUGCCCUACCACCGAGUGAAUCCAAGUCUUCAUAUUAUCCUUCAUCAAGUAAUACACAACACGAUUAUUCCUACUAUAAUCCACAAUCAUCGAAUACAGGAGCAUCAACUGUAGCUGUUGCUCAAGCAGCCAUUCAACAAGCUCAUGCAGCACAAUUAUCACAUAAAUUAGAUGUCGGAUCAUCUGCUGUAGCUACAAACUGGUCACAGAACAGUACUACAGAUUAUCCUAAAUAUCCACCACCAGAUGUAUCUACGUAUCAAUAUGAUGAGUCAUCAGGCUAUUAUUAUGAUCCUUUAACCAAUCUCUACUAUGAUGCUAAUACACAGAUGCGUCCUGGUGGACUGUACCCUAGACGGUAUGAUAAAAAACCAGUUAAACCACGUCUACGUAGUAAUCUCAAGUAUGUUGAAGUAUUACCAGAAAAGGUGUAUGAUGAGGUGUCUUCGGAUGCAGCAUCUGAUGUAUCAUCCACAAAGGCAUCUUUUGAGAAAGAAUUUUUUGGAUACGACAGUGUUUCCUCUCUGGAAGACAUUUUGUCCUCUGAAAAUGAAUCUUAUGAUGAUGUGUCGUCUUAUGAAGAUGUUUCAUCUGAUGACGAAUAUCUGGAAUCUCUGCCUGGAGAAUCAAGCCCUGUUGUACCUGUUAGCCCUAUUGCUCAAAGUCAUGGAAAUAGAAGUCAUGAAGGUAGAAGCCAUGGAAACAUAAGUCACGAAAGCAGAAGUAGAGGUAGAUGUCCGGAUGACAGGCAAAGUCGUGAUAGUAGAAGACCUGGGAGCAGAAGUAUUGAUACUCAUAGUCAUAUUAGUCGUAGCCAAAAUGCAAGAAGUUCUGUUGAACAUCCAACUGAAACGAGCAAUAGAAUAUCAAGCUCUCCUUCCAAAAACAUACCAUCCUUGGAGGAUCUCCAAAGACGACGUAGAGAAUUGGAUCUUAAAUUGGAACAACUUGAUGUUAAUUUUAAGGCGAGCGAAGAAAAUGAUUUUAAAUCGCAGAAGGAAAAUAAACCUAAGGAUUCAAAAAGACAAGUCCAUGACCUCAAGAAAUGUCCGUUGCGUAAAUGUAACACAUCAACUAGAUAUGUGAGAAAUCAUGUUAAAACAAUUCACUGCCCUCCGUGUAUUCGUAGUAAGGACAAGAAUCCAGAAGUUCAAAGUAAUCAACUACAUGCUUUGUUAUUCUUGGCCAAGGCAGCUAAAUGUUGUUCCUUGUCGUCACUGAAAGAAAAAGUAAAUAAAAGUGGAAAAAUGACUUCAACUUUAAAACCCCAGUCAACUGAUGUUAGAGUCAUGACUAACCUUUGUAAGUUUGCAGGAUGGACAGUACCGAAAGAAUUCAAUUUAAAUCCAAUGAAUUCUUGUGCAUGUUUGAUACAUUGGCGAUCUAUUGGCCUUAUUCUAAAUUGGAUGGCUGCUCAGGACAAAUACAAUUUUAAAAAACUUGAUUAAAGAGAUUAUUGAGAUGUGUAUUCAAUUGUUAACUAAGUGCUAUUAUAAAAAAUAAAUAUAAUAAGUCAAUAAGUCCUUUUUAUUUAAUGAAAAAAGUUAAAUGGUAAAACAGACAUAGAAAUACAAAAACUUAUCAGUUGUUUAUUUUCAAAUAAAAAAAAAAAAACCCUGUUCGUAAAGGAAGAGGACAUGAUGAAUAAACUAGGAUCUACGUCAAACUUUGGAAAUAAGUGUUCAUAUUCUGUAAAUAAACUGGUCUGAAUCUUCAUCAAUCGGAACAGCAGCUUUUAAAAUAAUUGAAAUGCAGUUUAUAAAACUACUUCAUUUUCUUCAUUUAGUAAGUGUUGACCUUGUUCAAUGUGAAGUGCUUACUCAGUUAUAAUUUGGAUAAGAUACUAAAAUGCUAUCUAAAGAUCAUUAAAUGGUGUCGUGUUCAUCAUAAGAUGUUCAAUGCUCUUAUCAAUGACACCAUUGGCAUUAACUUUCAGUCACAACAUUUGAUGAUAUUUUCAAAAAACUAGUAACUUGAUCACUUCCAAUGUGAACUUUUCAAAAAAAUUCUUCAAGAACUACAUCUUUAAUAGAAUGCAGUUAACACUUACAUGAUAUAUGAUUCAGAUCUGAACAUAACUAUAAUCAAUCCAGUUGUUGCUAAAACCAUAAGAAAAUAUUAACUGAUCAGAAUCCAGUUAUGUUGAUCUUAUCCAGCAUCAAGAACUACAUGUAACUGUUUGGAACUCAACAAGUAAGACUAAUCUGAAUAGUGAUUCAUAAAGUGCUAAGGAAACAUUAAUAUGUAUUUAAACUGCUGUAGAAGCUGUCCAGAUUCUUCUCUUACCUCAUGUAGAAACCUCGAGUGUAGUAGUAGCAAGAAUACAGAGAACCUGUCUAAACACUGGAUCAUUCCUGGUAGUCAGAUCGCUCACUUACACGAUAAAGAUUUGCUGUAAUAUCUUCUAUAAGACAAGAGAACUUGGUGAGCUCAAUUGUAUAUAGGUGUCAUUGUAGUCGUGAUUCUGUUGUUAAAGAGAACUUCAGGUGUAAAUCAACAGUCAUCAUUGAAUGUACAGGUGCACGAGACAAAGCUCAUCCAGAAUUCUUAGUGUUUUACAAAUACCUUGUGAUUCAUUUAAGGCUGUGGAAGUAAUUGUAAAAAAAAGGCCAAAAUAGUGUGUAGAAAUGGUUGAAAAUGUAAACAAUUCAGCAGUUCAAAGGUUGUGAUUUAUGCAUACAUUAUUGAAUUCUAAAAAUUUAAUCCAAUCCGUUUUACAAGUUCUGAAGAUGUUCUGAUGGAUGUGGGCGUUUUUGUUGUUGGAUUUUUUUGGAAGUUUCAAUAGAAAUGUUGUGAUCAACUGUAACUGAUGGGAUGUUCAGAAUCAAUUUAUGUAUUAAUUGGACUGAGACAUCUGUAUUUUUUUGUUAAUCAAAUCAAGUGAAGUGAAUUUGGUGUGCAUGUAAGACAGCAUGUUCGUUGAGAUUCUGUUUUUGUUAUAUGUGUGUUUAAGAAGAUAGUUCUAUGAAGUGUGCAUACUUGUGUUAACUAUGUGUAUAUAAAAAGUGUAAUAUUACAUGUGUUGACAAAUGUGAUUUUUUGUUUUCCUGAUCUGAAGUGAAUUCCCUGUGAUCAAGUGUGAAUUAUUGAUCUCAACUGAUCUCUACUAAUACAUAUAUAUACCAGUGAUGAUGAAUAACAGUAUCAGUAAUAAUCAACCUUAAUCCUAACAUUUAUCUAUAUAAAAUAACAUUCCAGAAGUAAAUAUCUUAUAGCCAAGUUUUUGUA
Patella vulgata (common limpet) is the source of this 4806-nucleotide messenger RNA. RefSeq names its product RNA-binding protein 5. The record is from RefSeq and is a predicted model, not a curated record. Gene Ontology annotation, biological process: mRNA splicing, via spliceosome. Gene Ontology annotation, molecular function: RNA binding. Gene Ontology annotation, cellular component: nucleus. The coding region runs from base 180 to 3026 and encodes 948 amino acids. The transcript has 16 exons. Lineage: Eukaryota; Metazoa; Mollusca; Gastropoda; Patellidae.